Messenger RNA from Aspergillus piperis CBS 112811, 603 nucleotides. RefSeq lists its product as uncharacterized. NCBI's taxonomy places the organism in Eukaryota, Fungi, Ascomycota, Eurotiomycetes, Eurotiales, Aspergillaceae. The record is from RefSeq and is a predicted model, not a curated record. The transcript has 2 exons. Bases 1 to 603 code for a protein of 200 amino acids.
AUGUUUACCAACCAUGUUCUCUGCACCUCGGGUUCCAUGAUCCCAGCUAAUCCGAGAACUAUAUACUGGAUCAACCAAUUUCGAAACACUUUCUCGCGACCCGACGGCUUCUCUAUUGAAGUUCGGUUCAAGUCUUCGACGGUCGAGGGUAUAGAUUCGACGGAUAUAAUAUUGGUUUCACGGAACAGCGGGUUUGGUGUGUUCCUCGUUUUUGUUGCUUCGGAGGGCGAACAGUCUCCGGAGGAAAUGGCUCGGAAAGAACAUUGGCUGCGCGAUUUCUGGACGAGGAUGCCUCAAUGGGUCACGGGAACCAUAAAUUAUUGGGGAAUUAUUCUGCAUGGUGAUGAAGUGAAUUUUCAUAACCGGCCCAUGAUGGGGAACAUAAUCCCAAACGUGUAUGCAACCCUCGACAACCCUCUUCGUUAUCAUUGGAUUGCUAGAGAGGCGGUUAGUGUCCUUGGGGUGAUAAGGUGGGAGCAUACUCCUGAAAACUUCCAUGUUCGCCAGUUCGAGUGUAUCCCCCCGGAAGGACUUUCUAAAAAUGAGGCAGAAGACGAGUCGUCGGCUUCGGCAUCCGGGCGAGACAUUAGUGAAGAACGAUAA